This is a messenger RNA of Gasterosteus aculeatus aculeatus (three-spined stickleback), 2997 nucleotides long. RefSeq names its product inositol polyphosphate-5-phosphatase Ka (gene inpp5ka). Gene Ontology annotation, cellular component: plasma membrane; cytoplasm; ruffle. Gene Ontology annotation, biological process: negative regulation of glycogen biosynthetic process; negative regulation of peptidyl-serine phosphorylation; negative regulation of phosphatidylinositol 3-kinase/protein kinase B signal transduction. The record is from RefSeq and is a predicted model, not a curated record. NCBI's taxonomy places the organism in Eukaryota, Metazoa, Chordata, Actinopteri, Perciformes, Gasterosteidae. Gene Ontology annotation, molecular function: phosphatidylinositol-3,4,5-trisphosphate 5-phosphatase activity; inositol bisphosphate phosphatase activity; phosphatidylinositol-4,5-bisphosphate 5-phosphatase activity.
CUGUUUUAUGGACAAGGGGCGGGAACAACAACAACAACAACUGUACUUUCGAGAGGCUGCUGCCUGUUUACUGUUAACGUACUGUAUGUUUUUCGCUAGUAAACCGUGAUAUUAACAACGAAAACAAGUUUCACCAAAGCACAUCAGACGUCUUCCGUCUCUGCAUCUGCCGGCGAGGAGAUGACGGAGGAGCAGAAGGGAAGCUGCGAGGAAAUGAGCUUCAGGCUGCACAUGGUCACCUGGAACGUGGCAACGUCUGAUCCUCCGGAGGACUUCACGCUGCUUCUCCAUCUGAACUCCCCGAAGAGGCCCGACCUCUACGUCAUCGGCCUGCAGGAGGUUUCCUCCCGGCCGCUGAGGUUUGUGUCCGACAGCGUGUUCGAUGAUCCGUGGAGUAAAAAGCUCAUGGAAACAUUGUCGCCACGGCGAUACGUCAAGUUGACGUCCAUCAGGAUGCAGGGUCUGCUGCUGCUCGUCUUCUCCAAACUGAAGCACGUCCCGUUCAUCAGAGACAUCCAGACCACCUACACGCGCACCGGCGUCUUCGGCUACUGGGGCAACAAAGGCGGCGUGUCGGCGCGCCUGUCCGUCUACGGCCACAUGCUGUGUUUCCUCAACUGCCACCUGGCGGCUCACAUGGACUUCGCCUCGCAGAGAGUGGACGAGCUCGAGUACAUCGUGGACACGCAGACGUUCCACCGCCAAAAGGCCCCAAAGAUCGACGACCACCGUCUGACGUUCUGGUUCGGAGAUCUCAACUUCAGAAUCCAGGACCACGGGAUGCACUUUGUCCGCUCGUGCAUCAAGGAUCGGACCUACGACCUCCUGUGGAGCAAAGACCAGCUCACCAUGAUGAAGAGGAGCGAGCAGAUCCUCCAGCAGUUUGAGGAAGGGCCUUUGGACUUCCCCCCCACCUACAAGUUUGACCCAAACUCCGACACCUAUGACAGCAGGCUCUACAGGACUUGGUUUGGCUUUACCGGAAAGAAGCGGAAACCCGCCUGGACCGACCGGAUUCUGUGGCGCCUCCGAAACGAGGCCCCGCCCUCCGACGGGCCAGGUGAGGAGAAGGUUAGGAGCGCCGAGGAGGAGCAGGAGGAGGAGGAGGAGGAGGAGGAGGAGGAGGAGGAGGAGGAGUACCCGCUGAGGAUCAGGCAGGACAUGUACACCAGCUACAUGGAGUACGUCAACAGCGACCACAAGCCCGUCAUCGGCAUCUUCACGCUGGAGCUGAGGAAGAAAUACGAAGCUCCUCUGGUGAGUCUGCAGCCGGAGGGCGACUGGAGCACCGACAUGGACGCCAUGGUCCUCUACCGGCCCCUGCAGCCCUUCCCCUCCAGCGCCUGGGACUGGAUCGGACUCUACAAGGUCGGCUUCAGCAGUGUGUCGGACUACAUCACCUACACGUGGGUCAGCGACGACCAGGUGGCCUCCAACGAAGAAGUCAUACAGGUGUACGUAAGUAAAGAGGAAAUCCCCGUGCGUGGCGCCGAGUGUGUGCUGUGUUAUUACAGUCACACUCUGCAGAGCAUCAUCGGAGUCAGUGAGGCGUUCAAGGUCCACGAGUCAAAGGUCGCCAACGAGGAGGGUUUUUUCCACGAGAAGAUUGGCGCCCUGGAGCUCGCCGUGUUCAAAGACGACCUCUAGAACCUGUUCGAUGGAAGCGAUGUAUUUGGGUUCUGGUGGUCCGAGGCUUUUAAAUACUGUGUUUUCCUAUCAGGAAGCGCUGCUUGUUGCUGCUGCUGUUGGGCUGAUUUCUUACAAAUGUGGAGUCUGAAGGUUCUGUGGGAACGAGCGAUCCUUCAUCAACUGAGUGACACGUGUUUCUCAGUACAAUGGAAACUCUAAUUAUUUAAUUAUUUAAAUGAUAAAAGAAUCCCACAUGGAACGAGUUGCAGCUUUGUGUCCCGGACUGAAGCCUCAGUAAGGGACGAGUUAUUAUUUACCCUGAUGUUCAUUUGCUAUGUUCAAUAGACCAUAGAGCAGGGUGUGCUUUAGGGCGGGGCUUACUGUGAUUGACAGGUCUCUGACCCCUCCGCGGUCCACACAUGGUAAAAAAAAAAAACAACAACAACAUGGCGACGCAUAAAAUGCCGACCUCAAGCUUCAAAACAUCUGUUCUCUAACCAAUGCGCGACUCCAGAUGUGCGUUUGUUUACAGAGGAGUUGGAGGUAAAAGCUCGAUCGCGUCGAGGCUUCUGCUCCGUGCGAUCAGUCGUUUCUCAACUUUGAAUAUUGCAAAUAUCACACAGGAAAAAGGGAACCGAGCUGAAGCUCGUUGGCCCGUUGAUGUGCAGCCGAUCGACAUCUUAAUGUCCCCUGGAAGCUUCAACGCGCCGAACCGUCUCACGGCGGCUGCUGUUCGGAGGAAAGUUACGGCUCUUUCUUGCGCUGCGUUUGCAGACUUUCAGCCCACCAGCGUUUUCUUUUUGAAGUCGACCGUUGCAGGAUAUUAACGAAUGAAUAUUACGGCUGGACAAACUUUCUUCUCUGCUGUUCUUUUAGAAUAUUCACACUGCUGCUUUAGGAGGAGGGGAUUCGACUGUUACUUUUGGAGAGGAUUAUUGUUAUUUUGAACAAAUACAUCAUUCAUUCCCUUUAAUUCCCAUUUGAGGAAUCGCACAGAUGCACAGUUUGUUGUUAAUUGAUGUUUAAAGGUUUAUCUUUGGUGUAAACUAAAGGAAUAUAAAUAAGCAUCUUUCAGAGAACAACAUGAAUUCAGCAAGUGCCUUUUGAAAUGAUUGUAGCUUUAUUGUGGCUCCAACACGGAAAAAACACCAGAUUAUUUAUCAGAAAUCUUCCUGUUCCUGUUGAUCAUAAAUAUUGCUGUUGUAAACUUUCAGUUGAAUGUUAAUGUUACUGGCUGGCUGGAAUCAGUUAUUGUCCAAUUUGUCAUUUUCCGUUGAAUGUUUUCUACUAAUAACAUUUUCUGAAACACAAAUUAAGUGCAACGUACUGUAAGAGAAUAUAUGCAAAUAUUAAAUAAUUCUCACUUGA